UGGGUUGGGCGGAGUCGGCGCUCGAUAUUAAAACGGGGUGGAAGAUUAAUAUUGUGAGAUUAAAGUUCUUAAACUGCUCAACAAAAUAUAUUUAAACUGGACCGCCCCGGCGUGCAUAAAGGUGCAGCAAAACAAAGCGUCCGCAGAAGUGUCCUCCUGUCCCCGACCUGUGGUAAAGUCUUUUCAUCAUGGCACUGGCUGGGGUGAGAGUGCUUGAGCUGGCGGGACUGGCUCCUGCACCGUUCUGUGGUAUGAUCCUGGCAGACUUUGGGGCUAAGGUGAUCCGUGUGGACCGUACCAAGGUUGCCAUGGCAAUGGACACGCAGGCCCGGGGGAAACAAUCUGUCGCCAUCAACCUGAAGACAUCAGAGGGCGUAGCCUUGCUCAGGAAGCUCUGUGUCCAGUCUGAUGUGGUGCUGGAGCCCUACCGUAAAGGUGUGAUGGAAAAGCUGGGCCUCGGUCCACAGGAGCUGUUAAAGGAAAACCCUCGUCUGAUCUAUGCUCGCUUGACGGGGUACGGACAGAGUGGAUCUUACGCCACCGCAGCUGGACAUGACAUCAACUACCUCGCCAUGUCAGGCCUUUUAUCCUGGCUGGGUCGUAGCGGAGAGAAGCCUUAUGCUCCGUUGAAUCUGUUAGCAGACUUCGCAGGUGGAGGUCUCACCUGUGCCAUGGGCAUAGUCCUAGCACUGUUGGAAAGGACGAAAUCAGGGAAAGGACAGAUCAUUGAUGCUAGCAUGGUGGAAGGAGCUGCAUAUGUGGGUUCAUUUAUAUGGAAAUCUCGUAGCAUUGGUAUGUGGGACCGUUCUAGAGGAGAGAACAUGCUGGACAGUGGAGCGCCCUUCUACGAUACAUACCAGACUUCAGAUGGAAAGUACAUGGCUGUUGGUGCCAUAGAGCCACAGUUCUACAAACAGCUACUGAAAGGCUUAGAAUUGGAUGCUGCAGCGUUGCCUAACCAGAUGAACUACAUCGAUUGGCCUGAGCUCAGACGGAUCUUCACAGAGCGUUUUGCCACGAAGACCCAGGCGGAUUGGUCAAAAAUCUUUGAUGGGACUGACGCCUGUGUCACACCUGUGUUGUCUUUCGACCAGGUGAGCUCACACCCACAUAACCAGGAAAGAGGUUCUUUCAUCCAGGACUCCAGCAGAGAAGAAAGUCCCCGGCCAGCUCCGGUUCUCUCUCGGACUCCUGCGCAGCCUUGCCUAGCCUCUGACCCUGUUAUUGGAGAACACACAGUUGAGGUCUUAGAGGAGUUUGGUUUUUCAUCAGCACAGAUAGACCAGAUGCUAACAGCAGGGAUUGUAGAGUGUAAUGCAGUAAAGGCAAAGUUAUAAGGUCUAAACCUUAUUUGGGAAUUCAAACGUCACACUAUCUUUUAGUGUUAGACUACAGGGAAGAGAUGGACCUUAAUAAGAACAAUUAUGAGUUGUACCAUAGACAUAAUUGAUAUGGAUAAGAUGGAUCCAAAAUCAAAAUUUUUAGUGAUGUAUAGUAAAACCUGCCAUUUAUGUACUGUACUGUGUAAGACAGAGCGUGGAACCCAUUUUCAUGAAUUCUCUGAGGCCUGAGGUCCCUGAUGUUCACAUGUAAGCAGAGUUGUCAUUAUCCCACACACUUUCUUCUAGUGUAAAAUGAAAGGCAUAACUGUGCACACUCUCAGGGUACAUGGAUGAUGUUUGAGUUCGUCAGUGGGUUACAGUUAGCUUGAAUAGCUGCCUCCUCCACUUCAUUGCAACUGUUGCCCUCUGAAUUUUUGAGUUUGAAAGAUAGAUAGUCUUUUCUGAGAUUUACACAUGGACAUGCAGAGUCAAUCUGGUUUCCACAUGCGAAAAAUAUAUAUGUGUGCACAGCUUGAUAGAUCUGCAACACAGAAACGUUCAUAGAGCAUUUAUUGUAUUGUGUCAAAUUUGAGGCCCCUGAUGUCUAAUGUCCACUGGAUCCUGCAGUGUUGCCUUACAGUUAAGUUAAUGGCACAGUCACAGCACCAUCGCAGUUUCAACGUCCGCAAGAAACAUUUCAGAAGUGUAUGCUCUUCAGCAGCCAGGUUUUGCUGACAGUUAUACAAGCAUAUUAAAUACAUAUUGAUGUAAUAACAGAUGCUUUGUGGCUGCUUUUAUUGCCUCUAACUUGAUCUAUGAUCAAUAAUAAUUUCAUUCAUUUUAGCUUUAGUGUGGUCUAUCUCAUGGCACAGCUGUUAUCAUUACCUACUGUUUUUGUUUAUUAUCUGGUGAUGUCAUUAUAAUAAAUAAUUAUUUAAUCAACAGCUUAAGGGUUGGGAAUGAUUGCGCAGGUGGUAUUAAUGAGAUACAGUGACAUUUCCUUAAUUGUUUCAUUGUCUGACAGCAGAAACAGAAAAAUAUAUAAA
This is a messenger RNA of Scomber japonicus (chub mackerel), 2368 nucleotides long. It is a transcript of the gene amacr, whose product is annotated as alpha-methylacyl-CoA racemase. Gene Ontology annotation, molecular function: alpha-methylacyl-CoA racemase activity. The coding region runs from base 189 to 1337 and encodes 382 amino acids. The transcript is spliced from 7 exons. The record is from RefSeq and is a predicted model, not a curated record. Gene Ontology annotation, cellular component: mitochondrion. Gene Ontology annotation, biological process: bile acid metabolic process. Lineage: Eukaryota; Metazoa; Chordata; Actinopteri; Scombriformes; Scombridae.